CAGCGGCCGGCGGCGGGCGCCCUGCGGCUGCGGGAGGUGCUGUCGCAGCUCAGCCUGGACCGGCAGGACGUGUCGGAGGCGUCGAGGCUGGUGAACCAGGUGGUCACGCAGCUCCUGCAGGCUAUCCGCAGCAGGGAGGGCAGCUUCGGCUCCCUCGAGAGGUUCAGCGCCGGCAGCUACUACGAGCACGUCAAGAUAUCUGAACCAAAUGAGUUUGACAUCAUGCUUACAAUGCCUGUUACACGACUUCAGCUUGAUGAGUGCGAUGGCACUGGAGCGUUUUAUUAUCUAACAUUCAAAAGAAAUCCAAAAGAAAAGUAUUUGAGUAAGUUUUUAGAUGAAGAUGGAAAGUUAUCAGCCUUAAAAAUGCUUGAAGCACUAAGAAAAAUUAUUAAAGAAGAAGUAAAAAACAUAAAAAAUACGGAAGUAACCGUGACAAGAAAAAAGGCUGGAAGCCCUGCAAUAACACUUCAGAUCAAAAAGCCUCCAGCAGAAAUCUCAGUGGACAUCAUCUUGGCUUUAGAAGUUCAGCACAGCUGGCCUCCUAGCACAAAGAAUGGCCUUCCUAUUGAACAAUGGCUAGGAAGAAAAGUCAGGAGAGACUUCAGAAAUGAAAAGCUUUAUUUAGUAGCCAAACAAAACAAAGAAGAAAAAGUGUUAAGAGGAAACACUUGGCGACUGUCUUUUUCACAUAUUGAAAAGCAAAUUAUGACAAACCACGGCAGCACAAAGACAUGUUGUGAAUCUGAUGGAGUAAAAUGUUGUAGGAAAGAUUGUCUUAAACUUUUGAAGUAUCUGCUAGAGCAACUUAAAACAAAACAUAAAAAACAGUUGGAAAAAAUCUGUUCGUAUCACGUCAAAACUGCGUUUUUCCACUCAUGCGUCAUUUGGCCACAUGAUGAAGAUUGGCAGUGGGCAGACCUGGAUUGCUGCUUUCAUCAAUAUCUGAAGUAUUUUCUGGAUUGCCUGCAAAAUUCUCAACUUCCACACUUUUUUAUCCCUCAGUACAAUUUACUCGGCAUGAAUGAUAAAGCAAGCAAUGACUUCCUUUCAAGGGAAAUAAACUAUCAGAUUAACAACAGAUUCCCAAUAUUUCAGAAGGACAAUUAAAAACAUUAUUUACAAUAUCUACAUGAAAUCCCUGACAAAUCUGCCUAUUUAAAAAUAGAUGACUACCAGCAUAAGUUAUUUCUGAAUAGUCUGGUAAUAUGGAAAACAGUAACAAUCAAGAACAGUAAAUUGCGUAUUUCAAUCACACUAUUUGGCCAUAACUCUUAGAAGAAACACUAUGUUUUAAGCGCUACUUUAUCUUCCAUGUCCAAAUUAAGAUAUCACCUGCAAAAUAUCUUCAGGGUACACUAAAGUGUACAGAACUUGCAAGAAAAAAUUUGCUAGGUGCAUUUUCUAUAAUUUCAAAUAUUAAGGCACUAGUGAUAUGGUAACCGAAGUAAAGAACAACAGUUCUAUUUUAAAUGAAAAUUCACUGCAGAAUAUGCAAAGUACUCUUUUACUUAAAAAAAAAAAAAAGCUGGAUUGUAAGAGUCAUUAUAAUUACUUUUACAUAAAACAGAACUUCAGUGUCAAGAAGGUAGAGGAAAGCUGUAACAACAUGUGGAACGUGAGAGCAUCUGUUUCAUUAAAGGUUUCAGAUCAAGGAUUUCUUCAGUUCAAGGGGAGUCAAUGAGCAUCAACGAAAGCGAUAAACAAAACACACACACAACCCCCAGAAGGGAUUACUGGGGCAAAGACCAAGACCUAAAGCCUCCAGUCAUUAACUGAUGGGCCAUUAGAAGAGUACAGAUGUAAGUGGAGAGGAUCCACCUGGACUUUUUAACUGAUAAGGGGAAGACAAGACAAAUGUAAGGAUUUGGGAUACCUGAGGGGGCUUGUGGCCCUAUACAAAAUUUACUAAGAAACGUUUAGGAGAAGGUCCAAAUAUAUAUAUAAAGGUCCAAAUGUGUGUAAGCAGUUUGCAGACAGCAGCCUUGCUUGGUCACUGCAGUCUGUCUAUUUUCUUAUUAAAUCCCUUCUUAACUAUC
This is a messenger RNA of Rhea pennata, 2039 nucleotides long. It is a transcript of the gene CGAS, whose product is annotated as cyclic GMP-AMP synthase. The record is from RefSeq and is a predicted model, not a curated record. Gene Ontology annotation, biological process: paracrine signaling; cellular response to exogenous dsRNA; negative regulation of double-strand break repair via homologous recombination. The annotation marks the transcript as partial. The transcript has 5 exons. Lineage: Eukaryota; Metazoa; Chordata; Aves; Rheiformes; Rheidae. Gene Ontology annotation, cellular component: nucleus; site of double-strand break; cytosol. Gene Ontology annotation, molecular function: double-stranded DNA binding; 2',3'-cyclic GMP-AMP synthase activity; chromatin binding.